AUGCCCCACGCUAACGGAACGAUCGUCUCGCAAAAGAUGGCCUCACUCGACUACAAUCAAAAUGAUUCCGAAAUUCCGAUGCUCAUCGGCUUCUUUCUGAUGAAUGGCGUUUGUGUGGGUAUGGUCUCAAAGAUGAUCAGGACAAAAGAUAUGGGACAGUUGAAAACGGAAGUCAUGGAAGAAGUGCAAAUUGAGAGACAGCCGAUGAAUGGAGGAAAAAUCGCUGGUUUCGGAGGCGCGAAUGGGAGCUUGCAAAUGACCGAUCGACCAAUCAUUCGAGAAACCCUAGUAACUGUGGAAAACCUUGAAGAGCCAACGGUUCUCGUGCACACUCCCGUUGACGAGAUCACAGAGUCGACUCCACUGCAACACUCGCAAAGUUACCGAGAAAAACAAAAUCCGAACAUAAAGAAGGAACGAAGAGCUUCAUUUAUUCCGGUGGUGGAAAAAGAAAUGGCGGAACAUGGUGAACCAUCACCCUCAUCUCUCAUUCGAACAAAUCUCCUAGAAUCAGUGUCAACCUCAUUCCGCGAUCUCGUCCCCGCACUUCCUGCUAUAUUCUGGGUGGUCGGCUAUUUGAUGGCCGGAGUGUUCAAAUUGUUCAUCGCUAAUUGGAGAUGGCUCUAUUUUGCGAUCUCUAUCCCUGGAGUGUUGACAAUUCCACUAAUCUGGUACACUCCCGAAUCGAUUCAUUGGCUGAUCACAAACAAAAAGCAUGCUGGAGUCAAAAAAUACAUCACAGCAGCAAAUCGAGUGAAUCGACAUCAACUCUCGUUGUCAUCUUGCAAGUUGAGCGACGAGGAAAUCUCUCUCGAUGAAAAACCAAAGCGAACGAUGCUGGACUGUUUCCAGCACAAAGGACUUUUCAUCCAGCUUUGUCUUAACUCUUGGGUCUACAUUGUAAUGAGUGGGACUUAUUGGGCGCUUUCUCUCUUCUCCACUGAACUUUCUGAUGAGAAGAUGACCGGGUUUUUCCUCUCUGGCUUUGUCGAGUUACCAGCUGGUAUCCUUGGCACUUGGCUAAUGGUGGUUUUCUCACGGAAAGCUGUCUCCUUUUGGUCUUUGUUCCUCACCGGUGUCUCUCUAUUGUUAGCCACUUAUCUACCAGGAUCCAAGAAUUUUCUCAUGAUUUUCCCGCUAGCCGGUAAAUGCUUUAACUCUAUCGCCUGGGGCGUGCAACCGUUGAUUUUGUCUGAGUUGGCACCAACGACUGUUCGCAAUGCUUUCUCUGGAGUGGUUUCUUUUCUCGGUGAUAUCGGAUCGGUGAUCGCUCCCUAUUUGAAGCGAUUGGAAGCCGUUCAUGCGUCUGCCCCAAAUCUCCUCAUUGCCGUCACCUCUUUCAUCGCCGCUUUCUGCAUUCUCUUGAUGCCAGAGACAAAGGAUAAAAAGCUACCCGAAGAUCUCGACGCGUUCGAUCCCGGUCCGCUUGGUCGAUUUUUAGAGAAACGUGAAAAAGAAAAAACGAAAAAGACAAAAAGUAAUGGCAAAGAUAUAGAAGCACCAAUGUUGGAAGCGAUCCCGGAGGAGUCAAGCUCCCAGGAGAACACAAAC
This is a messenger RNA of Mesorhabditis belari, 1551 nucleotides long. The record is from the annotation of a GenBank genome assembly. NCBI's taxonomy places the organism in Eukaryota, Metazoa, Nematoda, Chromadorea, Rhabditida, Rhabditidae.